UUUUCAAGCCAGGAAUUCUACAAAGGAGAAUGUAACAUGGCCCAGUUUCAGAAAAACCACACCUUAAGAUCUGAGUUUAUUAUCUUGGGUUUUGGGGACCUGGGUGAACUGCAAAUCUUCUUUUUUGGACUCUUUCUAAUCAUGCAUCUUGUCACCCUAGCAGGGCACACAACUAUUGUGCUCAUCACCCUCGUUGACUCCUGCCUCCAGACCCCCAUGUAUUUCUUCCUUCGCAAUCUGUCCACCAUUGAAAUUUGCUAUAUAUUGGUGAUUGUCCCUAACAUGCUGGCCAAUUUCCUGUCCAGGAGCCAGCGGAUGUCCUUCCUGGGCUGUGCCUUGCAAAUGCACCUCUUCAUCGCCCUCGGUGGCGCAGAGUGUUUCCUCCUGGCCAUGAUGGCCUAUGAUCGUUUUGUGGCCAUCUGCAACCCCCUGCGCUACACAAUCAUCAUCACCCGGGCCGUCUGUCUGCAGAUGCUGACUCUGGCAUGCAUCAGCGGCUUUGCACUCUCACUCGCCCUUACUACACUGAUAUUCCUACUGCCCUUUUGUCAGUCCCAUGAGAUCAAUCAUUUUUUCUGUGACAUCCCUGCUGUGCUAUUUCUGGCCUGCUCAGACACAAGAGCCAAUGAGGUUGCAGUCUUCUUUGUCUGCAUGCUCAUCCUGUUGAUUCCCUUCUUGCUGAUUCUGCUCUCCUAUGCAUUCAUUAUUGCUGCCAUCCUCAGAAUCCACUCAGCUGAGGGAAGGAGCAAAGCCUUCUCCACCUGUGCUGGGCACCUGCUGGUCUCUGUUCUGCACUAUGGCUGCGCAAUAUUCAUCUACAUUCGCCCCAAGUCAUGCUACACCCCAGAACAGGACAAAGUUGUGUCCUUAAUCUACACCAAUGUAACUCCGAUGCUCUACCCUAUGAUCUAUAGCCUGAGGAACAAGGAAGUUAAGGGUGCCCUCAGGAGACUUCUGAAGAGCUAUAACCAGAUGAAGCACCAACCCAAUGCGAGGUGA
This is a messenger RNA of Prionailurus viverrinus (fishing cat), 999 nucleotides long. RefSeq names its product olfactory receptor 10V1-like. NCBI's taxonomy places the organism in Eukaryota, Metazoa, Chordata, Mammalia, Carnivora, Felidae. Gene Ontology annotation, biological process: G protein-coupled receptor signaling pathway. The record is from RefSeq and is a predicted model, not a curated record. Gene Ontology annotation, cellular component: membrane. The transcript has a single exon. Gene Ontology annotation, molecular function: G protein-coupled receptor activity; olfactory receptor activity. The coding region runs from base 37 to 999 and encodes 320 amino acids.